This is a messenger RNA of Macroventuria anomochaeta, 2566 nucleotides long. RefSeq names its product glycosyltransferase family 1 protein. The record is from RefSeq and is a predicted model, not a curated record. NCBI's taxonomy places the organism in Eukaryota, Fungi, Ascomycota, Dothideomycetes, Pleosporales, Didymellaceae. Gene Ontology annotation, biological process: carbohydrate metabolic process. The transcript has 4 exons. Gene Ontology annotation, molecular function: hexosyltransferase activity; UDP-glycosyltransferase activity. Bases 14 to 2566 code for a protein of 850 amino acids.
GAGAACUGGCAGAAUGGGACGACCAGAUAGCACACAAGCGCCAAUUCCGGUGUGGGGAGAAUACGAUGAUGGAAUGCAGUCAAGCGCGGCUCCACCACCAUACAGACUCGAGGCGCCAUCAACAUCAAGACCUACACCAAGCAGAUCAAAUUUGAACCAGAAGCGCACUUACGAGAUGCCGUCUCCGAUUCUCCCGUCAGAUCCAUAUGACAACGCUAGCGUUGCGAGUGCAUCAAGUUCACUUAAGCUGGAUGCUGGAGAAGGCUCAAUACCUCCACCGGGCGACACCGGCGUCACAAAUGACGGUCGUAUCAAUAUCGACCUCAAGUCCAGACUCACCAAGACUCUCGUCAAGCUUGUGCCCGAAAAGAACAAGGAGGCGUUCGAGCCCAGCCGUCGUUUCACUGUAUACCGAGGUUGGAGUAUACGCAUGAAUAUUGUUAUCCAGGUCGUCGGCAGCCGCGGUGAUGUCCAGCCCUUUAUUGCGCUAGGUCAAGAACUUCAGAAAUACGGUCACCGCGUACGACUCGCGACUCACAACACGUUUGAGGAAUUCGUCAAAAAGUCAAAUUUGGAGUUCUAUCCGAUUGGGGGCGAUCCAAAAGAGCUCAUGGCGUAUAUGGUCAAGAAUCCUGGACUGAUCCCAUCAAUGAAGAGUUUGCGAGAGGGCGACAUCAAGCGCAAACGUGUCAUGAUCACGGAAAUCCUCGACGGAUGCUGGAAGUCAUGCGUGGAAGCAGAUCUCGACUCACAGGAACCGUUCGUCGCGGAUGCGAUUAUCGCAAACCCACCCAGCUUCGCCCACAUCCACUGCGCACAAGCACUCGGUGUUCCGCUUCACAUGAUGUUUACCAUGCCGUGGAGUAGUACAAGGGCGUUCCCACAUCCUCUGGCCAACUUCAAAAUCGGCGAGAUCGAUCCCGCACUCAUCAACUACGCUUCGUAUGGGGUCGUGGAGUUUCUCACAUGGCAAGGCCUAGGUGAUGUCAUCAACAAGUUCAGAGCCACUUUGGACUUGGAACCUGUACCCACGACAGUUGGACCUGCACUUGCGGAGGCACUCGAAGUGCCUUUUACCUAUUGCUGGUCACCAGCCCUCGUCCCUAAGCCUGCGGAUUGGCCUCCACAUAUCGAUGUAUGCGGCUUCUUCUUCCGCGAUCCACCUCCGCGCGAGCCGCCAGCCGCAAUCGUAAGGUUUCUGGAAGCUGGUCCACCUCCUAUCUACAUUGGCUUCGGCAGUAUCGUCCUAGAGGACCCCGCCAAGAUGACCUCGCUCAUUUUGGAAGCUGUGCAUCUGUGUGGAGUUCGAGCAAUCAUAUCCAGAGGGUGGAUCAACCUAGGCGAAGGCCUCCCCGACGAAGCCGACAAUGUUUUGUUUAUUGGCGAUUGUGAUCACGAAUGGCUGUUUCAACACGUCACGGCUGUAGUUCAUCACGGCGGUGCAGGCACGGCCGCCUGUGGACUGAAGAACGCAUGUCCAACCCUUGUAGUGCCUUUCUUCGGUGAUCAGCCAUUCUGGGGAGACAUGAUUGCCGAAGCUGGUGCUGGACCGAGGCCAAUACCACAUAAAUCGCUGUCUAGUCAGAACUUAGUCGAUGCGAUUCAGUUUCUUCUUGCACCGGAGACCAAAUCAGCAGUACAGAACAUAUCUUCGCAAAUGGCCAACGAACAAGGUGUCAAAGCGGCAGUCCAGUCCUUCCACGCUAAUCUACCGUUCGAAGCGAUACCCUGCAACAUCAUGCAUGACUUGCCAGCCGCUUGGAUCUACAAAAAAGCCCCGAUCCGACUGUCUAAGCUCGCGGCGCAGAUUCUCAUCGACAAUGGAGUAAUAUCGCCGAACGAUCUGAGCAACUACGAAACCCAAACAAUACAAAUUACAAACAACCGUUGGGAUCCGGUCACGAGCAUAGGAGCUUGGCAAGUGUCCACUGUCACCAAGAUGGGCAGAGCUGCGACAGGCAUGGUGUACGAACCUUACAAAGAGUUGAAUCGGGCAAAGACCGAGGGCACAAGCGAUGCAGCACACAACACAGCGACCGCUGGCAGAAUGGCUGCUGCAGGAGCAAAAGGCUUUGGCAAGUUCAACAUGGCUUUCUUCAAGGGUGCCGUUGUCGAUCUGCCACUAGCAGCAGCUGAAGGAUUCCGAGCGGUCCCGAAACUGUACGGAGAGGAAGUCAAAGACCAUGGUGAAGUGACGAACAUCCAGAGUGGAUUUAGCAAAGCCGGGAAGAACUUCGCAUUUGGCAUGGCCGACGGUUUCUCUGACCUCUUCGUACGGCCGAUUGAGGAUGCGAAAAAGGAUGGUGCUCUUGGAUUCGCGAAAGGCCUUGGUAAAGGCGUACUAGGGUUCACUUCAAAGACAGCUUCCGCUGCAGUUGGCAUUGUGGCUUACCCUGGUGAAGGCAUCUGCAAGAGCAUACGGCAUGCAGUUCACUCGGGCAACAGGAGAGACAUCAAGGCACGGAAGAUGUACGAAGGCGCGUAUCUGGCUCAACGAUCAGGGCUGAACGAGGAAGUCCAAAGACUACUUGAGCGCUCCUUCUUAAUCCGCAGCAUUGAAUCAUGA